UGAUUUUUAUUGAGGAAACUUUGAAAAGCGGCUUUACCCUUACUACAUGUACUAGUUUAGGAAAAUUCUCGACAUUGGACGACGGUUUGUAAUUUCUUUGAUUAAUGUGCUAGCCAACCCAAGUGGAAUUGGUAUUCCUUGUUUGAAUCUUGGACAGUCUUGAAAUCCUUGUCACCAUGGCGCUCGCUCUGACCAGAGAGAAGCGAGUCACUGCGGGCAAUCGCAUGUCUCGGAUGUUGCAGGAGGAGGAACAAGACGAGUUCUACAAAACAACCUACGGAGGAUUUGAAGAGCAAUCUGGGGAUGAGGAAUAUACCAGUGAAGAAAGCGACUCUGACGCCACAGACAGCGACAUAAGCGAUUCAGAAGAUGACGAAGUAAUCAGUGAUGAUGAGGGAAACGAAAAGAAAAGACAGCGACGAACGGUCACCAAAGCAUAUAAGGAGCCAGUCACAAAGCCUGCUGCCAAAAAACCCAGCCAACCACGCCCAAGCGUCGUAGCUUCAAAGCCCAAGGAAAAGGAGAAAGCGUCCAAGCGACCUGCUGUCACAUCACAACCUGAGCAGACUGCUGGACAGGACGAAGGCAGCCUGCGUAAGUCCAGUCGAAGGUCAACCGUUAUUAAAGGCACCGAGUUUCAGAUCCGGUUGAAGGAAAGGGAAGAACGAGCGGAGAUCAAUCGCAUGACGAUUGCCAAUCGCUCCAGACCGGAGGUACGAAGAUUGACACAGGAAGAGCUGCUUGAGGAGGCGACACUGACGGAGGAGAAGAACCUUAUAUCACUGCAAAUGUAUCACAAACUGGAAGCCGAAAAGAAGAAGACCAAGUUCCACAAGAAAGCCUUCAAGGGGCCGUUCAUCCGGUUCCAUUCCAUGACGAUGCCGGAAGUUGUCACGGAUAAAGCUGCCAGGAACAGAAGCAGUGGAGAAGAGAACGCUGUAGUGGGUUCGGAUAACAUGCAGCCACUACAACCCACCCAACGCUGCUCAAGAAGCUUCAUCACCUUCAGCGAGGAGGCCAGCUUCAUAGCGUGCUUCCCCAAGACCAAGAGUCGUCCCCCGGCCAAACCCCUCUGUCCGGUCACCAGACAACGAGCCAUGUACCUGGAUCCCAUCACGAACAUUCCUUACGCCAACAAGGAGGCCUUCAAGACUAUCCGAGAGGCUUACGAGAGCGAGCUGGAAUCGCAGAGCGACAGCAAAAAGCGGAAAGUUCAGAAAGUGAACUGAUGAAAAGACAUCCGUAGGUUUUUGUUGUGGACAUCAUCUACGUCUGCACCUUGCAACUUUCUGUGAAAUGGCAGCAGUGUGAAGGAGUGCAUUAUAGUAAAUACCUUGGCUAGCCAUACAGGGUUUCAUUCUGUUUACUGAAAGAGACAUUUGGCCAGAGAAGACAGCUUUCAUGAACUGAACCAGUUUUAUCGAAUCAGUACGGAAGUACCCCCUCAACGGUUUCAAGGAGAAAGUUGGGAAGGACCACUGAAAGGGACCCUCUAUUAGCAUUGCUUACAGAGCCUAACACUCACACACAUUCAGAAUAAAUUAAGUCAUGUGUACCUCGCACCAUACGCACGUGAAUAAGUGCAGACAUGAUAUGUGGCCCUUCAACGUGUGGUUUAUGAUUGGUGAUGAGGUUUUUCACACACAUACUUGACUGCGUCAUGUGAACUGUGUUCUGACCAUGCUUGAAGCUUAGCCUCAGACAUGUAAACGCAUAGACCGCCAGAUCGUACUCAAAAGUACACAAGCAUUUCGUGAUCUGCACGGCACCCGACUAAAAUAAAACCUUUAGAUAAAUUCAUGUCUCAGUAUAGGGAAUUUACUCAAAGCUCAAGAUUUCCAGUCAUAAAAUUCUAUGAAGCUAUUUUUUUUAUUGCAAAAAAAAAAACCUUAAAAAAUGUUUCAUUGCAAAAAUAAAAUAAACUAUUUCAUCCAGAUUCAAAAUAAUGCAGUGUACUUGAAGUUUUCCUGUGAAUAUCGACUUAUGAGGCCCAUUUAUUUGCCCCAAAAGUGAAGUAUUGGAGAGUACUUCCAAUGUAAGCGUCUUGCACAAUAGGUGCAUUGAGUUAUAUCAUUUUGCCCAUAUUUUUCCAAACCACCAUUUUGCACAUGCGACUGGCGGUCUAUGCACUUAUGUCUGGGAGCGUAAUCUUCAGUACAUGCACAUAGAUGGCAUGGCUUCAGUUGUCUGCUAAAGCAAGCUCUACGCCCUCUAUCAUCCCCAUGAAUGGAGAACAGCGCAAUUUCCUGUCAACAGUGAUGGCGUAUCCAUUAUUAGAACAACGUGCACUUCAAUACCAAAGUUGUACAAUACAAGGUUUGAAUAAAAUCUCAAAGCAGACGUGUA
Molecule: messenger RNA, 2346 nt
Organism: Patiria miniata (bat star)
Lineage: Eukaryota; Metazoa; Echinodermata; Asteroidea; Valvatida; Asterinidae
Product: vacuolar protein sorting-associated protein 72 homolog
Exons: 7
Coding region: 177-1229 (350 amino acids)
Biological process (GO): regulation of DNA-templated transcription; chromatin remodeling
Cellular component (GO): nucleus
Molecular function (GO): ATP-dependent H2AZ histone chaperone activity
Source: RefSeq, a predicted model, not a curated record